Penicillium subrubescens is the source of this 1926-nucleotide messenger RNA. RefSeq names its product putative C6 transcription factor. The record is from RefSeq and is a predicted model, not a curated record. Gene Ontology annotation, biological process: regulation of DNA-templated transcription; DNA-templated transcription. Bases 1 to 1926 code for a protein of 641 amino acids. Gene Ontology annotation, molecular function: DNA-binding transcription factor activity, RNA polymerase II-specific; DNA binding; zinc ion binding. NCBI's taxonomy places the organism in Eukaryota, Fungi, Ascomycota, Eurotiomycetes, Eurotiales, Aspergillaceae. The transcript has 5 exons.
AUGAGCGCCUGGCCAAACGAGCCCGGAGGCAACGCUCGCUACAAAGUUGCGAUUCCUCGGAUAUCGGGGAAACCCCCACUGCCCAAACGUCAGCGCGUAGCUCGAGCUUGUGAUGCCUGUCGGCAAAUCAAGUUAAAGUGCAAUGGACAACGGCCAUCAUGUGCCUAUUGUAGCUCCACUGGGAGCCCUUGUCUAUAUUCGGCAUCGAAACGAGAAGUGAGACAGAUAAGUCUUCAACGUCUGGAAGAAAGGGUCCAAGAUUACGAGUCCGUGCUGGGCGAUGUCAUCUUGAAUUGUCCCCUGAAAAAUCUCAAACCUAUUCUGAAAUUGAUAUCUGAACGGCGUCCGGAAUUUCUCGCGGCCUUACAGCAGUCAACACGAUUGCCGCAGAACUCCCCUACUCUGAAAUUCAAUCUCAAUCUAGAUCGCAUGCACAUCACAUAUCGGGAUAAACGCUUCGGAGAAGGUCUCUCUCUUCUGAGCAAUCCUGUAAUCCUUACCAAGUCAAUACAGCAUUGGACUUCGCUUAUUGAGGAUGAUGUGGCCAGCCACUUGCUAUCGUUCUACUUCACCUGGGAGAAUCCGACUUGGCAUUUGAUCGAUCAAGAAUCUUUUAUUCAUGAUCUGGAAACGCACGAAACAAGAUUUUGUUCCCCGCUUCUAGUCCACAUCCUUCUUCUCUUUGGCUGUAGCUUCUCAUACGGCCUCCAUUCUUUUACGGAUAGACGACAAGAAAAGGCCCUCGGGCAGCAACUUUAUGAUGAGAUUCUUCAACUUUGGGAACGGGAGAAGGAAACAGUUGACAUCCCAACACUACAAUCUGGUAUCCUACUAGGCUUACUAUGUUGUACUUUUGGCACCGAUCGAUUGGGCACCGAACUCAUCAUGAGAGGGGCAGCCAUGUACUAUCGGUCUGGUUUUCAUAAAGAGGGUGCUCCUUACUUUCAAUCCGCCAAUGGAGAUUUGAGACCCAGUAUGGCCAGAGCCCAGAUGCUGAUAUCAUGGGGUAUUUUUGAUGUCCAAUCGCUGGCUUCCCAGGUAUACAAGAAAAAUAGCGAAUGGCCCAAGCCACCAUCCAUAGUUUUCUCUCCAGAAGAAGCAACGUCUUUGGAUGACAAGAUCAUGUGGAGACCCUACCCGUUUCAGACUCCAGUCUUCGCAUCGAAUACGUACAUGAUCGCUCGAUUUCGCAGCAGGCUUGCGGAAAUGGUCAAUGAGACUGCAACCAUGGCGCUCCAAUUGCAAGGUUCUCCGCCAAUUGACGACACUUGGGCCCAAGGCUAUGAGAUUUAUCGGAAACUGAUACAGUGGGAUCGUGAGCUACCACGGGGAUUACUACAAGAACGGAAUAGCACCCCGCACAGUCUGUGCUUACGGAUGUACUACCAAUGCACAGUAAUAAACCUCUGCGACAUCUUCGAGCCACAUACAGCCAACCAACCACUAGCACAAUCCGACUUCGACCCCCCUUCCAUAAAAUCCCACGCCGUAGAGGCACUCGGAUCCCUCAUUCUCCUCUACAAACACUUCCACGGAUGGAAAUCCGUUCCCAUCGUCAUGCUACACUACCUCUGCGUCGCAGGCAUCCACGCCAUCGCCAGGCUAAGUCCAAGCGAAAUGAAAUGGAUGAAAGUCCUCGAAAGCAGCGUCUUAGGUCUUUGGAACAUGGCCAUUGGAUGGGGAAGGUUGGGCAAAGCGUUCCUCAAGAUCAUUGCGUUUUUGCUCAGAGCGCAAAAGGUUGAGAAUGACCGUAUUACACCCAAGACGGCUGCGAUUAUGGGCCAACUUGAUGGCGCUUAUUGGACUGCGACUGAUGCGGCGUCGUUGGCUGCGGAUUAUGUGGUUCAUUCUGUUCCGUCAGAUGUGGCUGUUACUGCACAGUCGGUAGAUGACCUUAUUAAGGCUGCGGAGCAGCUAACUCUGUAG